AUGAGUAAUGAGAGUUUGGGAGGUGAUUUCAUACUUGUGGGCUUUUCUGACCAGCCGAAGCUUGAGAAGAUCCUUUUUGUGAUUGUACUGAUCUGCUAUCUACUGACACUAGUAGGCAACACAAUUAUCAUCAUGGUCUCCAGUGUGGAUCCUAUGCUGCAAACACCCAUGUAUUACUUUCUCACCAAUCUCUCUUUUGUUGACCUCUGCCUUACUACCAGCGUUGCCCCUCAACUACUCUGGAACCUUCAUGGUACAGACAAGACAAUUACUCCGAUAGGCUGUGCUAUUCAACUUUAUGCAUCUCUAGCACUAGGAUCCACUGAAUGCAUUCUUCUAACUGUCAUGGCAUAUGACCGUUAUGCUGCUGUUUGCCGCCCACUUCAUUAUGUUACUGUUAUGCAUCCACGACUUUGCCAAUCGCUUGUAGGAGUGUCAUGGUUGAGUGGAUUGGGCAACACCCUGAUUCAGGGCACCAUCACCCUUCGGCUACCCCUUUGUGGGAACCGGAAGAUUUACAACUUUAUGUGUGAAGUCCCUACCAUGAUCAAGCUGGCUUGUGUAGAUGUUCACGCCAAUGAAGUCCAGCUCUUUAUGGCUUCUUUGAUAUUGCUUCUCCUUCCUCUGUCACUCAUUUUGAUCUCCUAUGGAUACAUUGCUCAAGCAGUGAUGAGGAUCAGGUCAGUUCAAGCCUGGCGUAAAGCCCUAGGAACAUGUGGGUCCCAUCUGUUGGUAGUGUCUCUCUUCUAUAUGACCAUUACAGCUGUCUAUAUCCAUCCCAACAGUUCCUAUGCCCAGAGUCAGGGAAAGUUUAUAACCCUUUUGUAUACUAUAGUAACUCCCACCUUGAAUCCUCUGAUUUAUACUCUAAGAAACAAAGAUGUCAAGGGGGCUUUGAAGAGGCUGGUGCAAAGAGAUCAGAAUAUAGCAGAUUAA
Messenger RNA from Elephantulus edwardii (Cape elephant shrew), 936 nucleotides. RefSeq names its product olfactory receptor 2G3-like. Gene Ontology annotation, molecular function: olfactory receptor activity; G protein-coupled receptor activity. NCBI's taxonomy places the organism in Eukaryota, Metazoa, Chordata, Mammalia, Macroscelidea, Macroscelididae. Gene Ontology annotation, cellular component: membrane. Gene Ontology annotation, biological process: G protein-coupled receptor signaling pathway. Bases 1 to 936 code for a protein of 311 amino acids. The record is from RefSeq and is a predicted model, not a curated record. The transcript has a single exon.